AUGCCUUUUCAAUUCGAAAACCUGCCUCCAGAAGAGCUGGAGCUGCAGGUACCUGUUUACAUCUUAAAAGGGCAAACGUUUUCACGCCGCAAGGGAUUGCUUGCAGUGUUCAAUGACAAAUUUAGCGUGCAAUAUUACGAGGUAGUAGAUGGCUACUUCAAAGCAAUGGUCCAUCUCGGAGAUGGGCUAAAUUGUCUCACUUUGCAGCAUGUGGAUGGCAUAUGGAUGAACGGACAGCCUGCAUUUCCCAGAGAUGGGCCAACUGUUUUCGAUCAAACACAGAUCAAAUUGAACUACAACCCGAUAAAAGACGAAUCUCUUGUUCCAAAAAUACAUCUGUGUGUUUUGGUUGGCAAGGACUCACCUCAAUUAUUUGAUUGUCCGCAGGCUAAAAGAUACGAGGGAAACGGUCUUGAUGCGGCAGUACGCAAGUUGCGCAUGGGUGGAAGAUUGAUGCAGGCGUUCACGCAGGAUGAUAUGUAUCUAGAGAAGUUUGGAUCAAGGAGCUUCCGAUUCGUUGAAGAAAAAACCCGAUGCACCACCAGCUACAUUGAAGAGCGAAAAGGAGUUCUGCGCAACGAAAUUAAAAUACAUGUUAUUCGGUCCAACCGCACCGUUGCUGAACUCCGAAACCCCGAUUAUGCGCAACAGAAUCCUAAAGCAAAGAAAGCUGGCGAGCUAUUCGGAAUUGCAAUGGAUUCUUUGACUAGAUACGGUGGCCCAUUUGCAGAGUCAGCAACUUCCCGCGUACCAGCUAUGGCGGCUGUCAUGAUUUUAGAUGCUCAUUGGGACAAGGCACAGAAUUUAAUCUUGGGGCAUGCCGCACUCGGUGGCGGAAAUGAUAGGAUCAAGCUUGCUAUUUUUGGGUCCCACGGACUUCACUCUUGGCCAAUGAAUAUGGAGUCCCUGCAUAUGGCAUUGACCGACACCACACCGAUUAGCACCAAUGAAGUGGCAAAUGAUUGCAACCAAUGUGGCACCGCUUGGGAGUGUUUUACCUUGACUUUGGGGGCCUUUAUGCAUGAAAUAGGACACUUGCUUGGCUGUCCACAUCAAAGAAAUGGAGUUAUGCUUCGUGAUUACCUAACAAUGAACCGCAAGUUCCUAGCGAAAGAGGCAUAUUGUCAGCGAACAAAUAAAUCAGAAUGGGGUCCUGUGUAUACGGGUGCAGAGCCUGGAUGGCACAGAUUGGACAAAAUAAGGUUUCUGUAUCAUCCAGCCUUUGCUGUUCCUGCUGACUUCUAUGUGGAAUCAUUUAGACCGACUGCAUUUAGAUGCAACCAGGGAAUGAAGCUACCUGCAGAUGCGGUCUGUGAAAUCUCCGUUUUGGCGAUCGACAAAGAUACCUUGGAUUUGGUGGCACCUUCUGGAAUCUAUCUUGUUGAGUUCAUGACUGGUGAGUUUCCAGACCUGCAAUACGAGUUCUUGCCUGUGUUCUUGAAAGGUUCGGGCUGCCGUCCUGUCGUUCGCUUGUCCGUCUUCCAACUUGAGUCUCAAUUAAAAACUAAGAAGCCCAUCAAUGUUCGGGUUCUUGCGCGUGGGUUUGUUCAAAAGGACAUUCAUGAUUUGCGAAAAUUUAUUAGUGAGCUAAGCUCUCCCAUCCUGGUGAAUGGUGGCACAUUAUCUCUUACAAAAAGCGAAGUGUACGGAGGAGGUCAAGGCCGUGAUUUGUUGGUUACGUUUCCGGAUAAGCGAAUCACUGGGCUACAGGUUACACACGGUUUGGCAUUGGACGGUAUCAGAGUUCUUUUCAUUGAUCGAACCUAUCUGGACUUUGGAAACUUUAAAAGUCAUCACACAGAUUUUUUCCUGGAAGGAGAUGAAACGAUAAUUGGGUUCACCAUACGCUGUGGAGCGUGGGUUGAUGCUAUUCAGAUUCUGACCAAUAAAAAAUCGAGCCCGAUGCUUGGCGGAACAGGGGGAGGUGUGCGUCAAUUUUUCGUGCCUCAAGGUAAGAGUCUGCAGGGAUUCUAUGGAAAAUUGUCUAAUUGGUGCAACGGUAUAGGAUUUUUAUAUGGUUGA
Molecule: messenger RNA, 2022 nt
Organism: Ogataea haglerorum
Lineage: Eukaryota; Fungi; Ascomycota; Pichiomycetes; Pichiales; Pichiaceae
Exons: 1
Coding region: 1-2022 (673 amino acids)
Cellular component (GO): cytoplasm
Source: RefSeq, a predicted model, not a curated record